Capsicum annuum is the source of this 447-nucleotide messenger RNA. RefSeq lists its product as uncharacterized. The transcript is spliced from 2 exons. Lineage: Eukaryota; Viridiplantae; Streptophyta; Magnoliopsida; Solanales; Solanaceae. The record is from RefSeq and is a predicted model, not a curated record. The coding region runs from base 1 to 447 and encodes 148 amino acids.
AUGAUGAAUGAGUUUGAGAUGUCAGAUAUGGUUUUAUUACAUUACUUUCUUGGCCUUGAAGUCUAUCAAGCUGAAGAUGGAAUAUUUCUAUCACAAAGGAAAUAUGACAGGGAACUUCUCGUUAAAUUUGGUUUGCUUAAUUGCAAGCCUGCAGUUACACCUAUGAAUGUUGGUGAAAAAUUGCGGCUUAAUGAAGGAGCAGAGAUGGAUGAUGCUAGAAGUUUCAGAAGCCUAGUUGGAGCAAAAAGGGUUCUGCGUUAUAUCGCCGGAACUAUAGACAAUGGUAUUUGGUAUUCACAAGUUUCCAAUUUUAAAUUAUGCGGGUUCACUGAUAGUGACUAUGCUGGUUCGUUGGAUGAUAGACGGAGCAUUUCAAAUCAUGUUUUCACUUUAGGUUCAGGUGUGGUGACUUGGAGUUCAAAGAAACAAGCUACAACAACGCUGUGA